AGGCCGCCCCCUUCCGGCCCCCGCGGGCCCCCACGGGUCGUCGCGCGGCGGGGCGCGCGGCGGCCUGGGCCAUGGAGCUGGUGAUAAGCCAGAUCCACACGCUGUCGACGAGGAACGACGGCGACCUGAAGAAGCUGAAGGACUUCCUGCGGCACGAGGCGGAGAGCCUGAAGACCAACGCGCACCACAUCGACCAGGCGCUGGACACGCUGGACCCCGCGUCGCACACCCUGGGCAUUGCCUUCUUGCUUGCGGCGCAGCUCGGCGCGGCCGUCUUCGCGGACAAGCGCAAGACCUUGGUGUACGUUGGCAACUUCCUCAAGGCCGCCGACGAGCAGCAGCUCAAGAAGGCAUCCCAGCCCGUCAGCACGCUGUGCCGAUCCUACGCGCAGAUGGCCAUAGAAGACGGCCAGGCCGCGAUGGUGCAGGCCGUGCUGCCGCUCCGGUGCGCAGUCGAGAAGCUGAGGCCCAGCGCGGAGACGCUGACGCCGGUGCACGCCGACUUCCUCCGCGUGUGCCUGAAGGCGAAGGCCUACCCUUUCGCCUCGCCGGUGCUGGAUCAGCCCAUCUACGACAUCUCCAUGAGCAACGGGAGCUCCUCGCAGAUGACGCCGCAGAGCUUCCUCUGCUACUUCUACUACGGCGCGCUCCUGCGGAUAGGCAUGAAGGAGUAUCAGCUCGCACUGCAGAUGCUGCUGGUGGUCUUGACCUGCCCGGCAUCAUGCCUGAGUGCCAUCCAGGCGGAUGCGUACAAGAAGUACGUCCUCGUCUCUCUGAAGGCCCACGGCGAGUCUCAGGCGCUGCCGGUGUACGCGUCGCACAUCGUCCAGAGAUAUGCCGCGAUAAACGGCUACGUGCAAGACUUGGCAGAGGCCUUCAAGGCUGGCGAUACCGCGGCCAUGAACAGGGUGGCGGAGGAGAAAGCCGCGCAGAUACAGGCGGACCAGAACACUGGUCUCGUGAAGCAGGUUGUGGCGUCCCUGCAGAGACACAAGGUUCAGUUACUAACUAAGACGUACCUCACGCUCUCCCUUGCAGAGAUAGCCAAGGAGCUGGGCAUCGAGGAGUCGAAGACUGCCGAGGUGGAGGAACUCCUCUUCGAUAUGAUUUCGAACGGGGAGAUCAAUGCGAGGAUAGACCAGAUCACUGGAAACGUCUCUUUCGAGGACGACUCCGAAGACAUGGAUAGCGCUAUGAUGGAGAAGAUGCAGGACAAGCUGGCCCGCAUCCUCGAGCUCGCCUCGCGCCUUGCCUCCUUCGAGCAUGAGGUGGCCUCGAGCGAGGCCUACAUCCGAAAGGUGGCCACCCUGGAGGGCGAUCGCCCCGGGGCGGCUCCGGCGAUGGGCGGCUACGGCGACUACAUGGACAUGUGACCCGCCGGGGGCCGCCCUGCCGGGGCCGCCCCUGGGGCUCCGCGGUUCAUCUGACAGCUGGGGGGGGAAUGGUCUUUCUGCACCUCCGCCGCUUCCCCGUCUGGCCUGUUCUGGUUCCCCGGAGGCUCCCCCCCAGGAACGGCGGACGGCCGCCUUGCUGGUCCGUGUUGUGGCAGAGAAGGGCGUGAGGUGGGGAGCCUUCCCCCUCGGAGCCGUUCGCGGCCGCUCGCUGUACGUAGGCAGCCUCGCCGAGCAGUGCGAUCGACAGCUGCUGCGCCUCGAUGCUCGCGCGCCCCGCUACUCUCUGGAUGACCACGGCUCCGCCCGCAAUUUCUUCCCGUCCCUCCCGCUUCUGCUGCUGUCGCGGCG
Molecule: messenger RNA, 1742 nt
Organism: Prorocentrum cordatum
Lineage: Eukaryota; Dinophyceae; Prorocentrales; Prorocentraceae
Source: the annotation of a GenBank genome assembly